Entrophospora sp. SA101 is the source of this 1464-nucleotide messenger RNA. The record is from the annotation of a GenBank genome assembly. Lineage: Eukaryota; Fungi; Glomeromycota; Glomeromycetes; Entrophosporales; Entrophosporaceae.
AUGCUAAGUUUUGCGAAAUUACUUCAAAAAGCGCCUAUGAUAUGCUCAUCCACCAUCGAUUAUUAUCGUCACGGACCAACUCAACCAUCAUGGAAUUUGAAGUUUUAUUUGAUGUUCAAAAUUGUAAAAGAUGGGUUUGCAUCAUCAACCAGUCAAACCAUUGAAGAUGUUCAAGCAAUGCAUAAUAUAAAAACAGCUGUCGAUGAUGGUGUACUUGUAGAUGAGCUGUCAUUGUCAAAUUCACUUCGUAAAAAAUCAGAAGUUUACAUUGAUGAGAUUUUGAAAGAUUAUAAUCACGUGCUUCUUGAUGAUUGGAGAAGUGUUAAUCUUGGGGAUGGGUUAGAAUGUGAAUGGGUUUAUGUCAAAAAAGAAGAAAACAAUAGCAACAAGAAAAAAUAUGAUAAGGUUAUUUUGUACUUGCAUAGUGGUGGAUAUAUUUUUGGUUGUCCCAGUUUUUAUCGCAGUUAUACUUCCAAAAUUGCAAAAUCUACAAAUGCAAGACUAUUUGUAAUAAAUUAUAGACUUGCACCACAAAAUCAAUUUCCUGCUGCUUUACAUGAUUCCAUAACUGCCUACAAUUAUCUUAUUGAUCCACCAAAAGAUGCAGAUUUUCUACCAAUUGAACCUAAAAAUAUUAUAAUUAUGGGUGAUAGUGCAGGGGGUGGUCUAACAAUUGCAACAUUACUUGCUAUACGUGACUCAAAAAAAUCAUUGCCAUUUCCAGCUGGAGCUGUUGUGUGGUCACCAUGGGUUGAUUUAGCUCACACAAUGCCAUCAGUAAAAGAUCCAAGAUGUGAUGAAACAGAUUAUCUGUCAACUGAUGCUGCUCAUAAAACAACAUCUCCUGUGUGGUGGGAAGAAUUUGAACAAAAGGCAAAAGAAUUAUCAGAAAAAAUCCAAUUAAAUGUUGACAAUAAACCAAAAUUUUGGCAUAAAUCAUUUGAACAUGAUGGUCGUUUACAAUUUUAUGUGUCUAAUGAAGGAAUAGCAAUUCCGUACGUUUCUCCAUUGUAUGCUGAAAGUUUAGGUGGUUUGCCACCAAUAUUAGUGCAAACAGGUGAUGGAGAAAUAUUAAGAGAUGAGAAUAUCUAUUUUGCUUAUAAAGCUGCUAAUCCAGAAAAAUACAAUUUGCCCCAUUACAAUGCUGAAAAAUUUAAAAAUUCGCCUUAUAAAACACCUACAAAAGUUGUUCUUGAAGUUUAUGAAGAAAUGCCUCAUGUCUUCCAGCUUUUAGCAGGCGACAAUAUAUCAUCAACGAUAGCCUUUGAACGAACAGCCAAAUUUAUUGAACAAUUAUUAUCAGGUGAAGAAGGGGAAAAAGAAUUAAAAGCUUUACAGAUCACAUACAAAGGUGAAAUUAUUGAAAAGUUGAAAGAUGAACAUUACAAGUUACUUGAAUGGGAAAAUGUUGGUAUUGUUCCAUCUGACAUCGAAGCAUUUUAUUGUACUAGAACCGAACAAUAA